This is a messenger RNA of Aspergillus novofumigatus IBT 16806, 1387 nucleotides long. RefSeq names its product PQ-loop repeat-containing protein. NCBI's taxonomy places the organism in Eukaryota, Fungi, Ascomycota, Eurotiomycetes, Eurotiales, Aspergillaceae. The transcript has 3 exons. The record is from RefSeq and is a predicted model, not a curated record. The coding region runs from base 308 to 1213 and encodes 301 amino acids.
CAGCUGUAAGGGACUCACCACCCUUCAUCUACAGCAGCAGAUACCACAACUAUCAUGAACUUUUGCUAUUGGUCUUAGCAAGAAGGGCUUGGGAUAAUUCUCUAGCUGGCUACCUUAUCCUGAAGGACGUUACUAACUCAUUUGUAUUUCUGAUCACCAAAUGCCCUCUCGAUAGAACUGAUUAGCAAGCUUACAGCUCUCCGAAGAAACCAACUGAGGCAAGCUCCUGUUUACUUCACAUUCGUCUGAUCUACUAUAUAUAACCUUUAUCCAAAGACAUUGAGCCUGCUGCGCUCGCUCCAUAAACAUGGACACUCCCGAUCUCGAAUGCACCCAUCUCACCUCACCAGACUAUAAGAACUUCGUCCUGUCCAUUUUGAUUAUAUUUGGGAUUCUCCUGUCGUAUCUCCCUCAACAUAUUCGCAUAAUCAACCUCAAAAGCUCCUUCGGGAUCUCCCCAUACUUCGUUCUCCUGGGAACCACUUCAGGUACCUCGGCGUUCGCAAAUGUUGCGACACAACAGCAGAGUUUACAGGAUGUGGAAUGCUGCAAGAACAUCACUGGACUAGCUUGCUUCGGGGGCUUACUCGGCAUCUUCCAAGUCGGAACACAGUGGCUCUGCUUUGUUACCAUCCUGCUCCUGUUCGUUAUUUACUUCCCCCGAGCCACCUCCCCAACCUCACCUACAGAAUCAGAAUCUUCGGCGAGAAAUGGCCCAACAUAUAGAACAGCCUUGGUCGUCAGCGGUAUUUGUAUCCUCCACGCCGUGGUGAUGUUCAUGACCUCUGUCGCAAUCGCAGUCAACCGGCCAACCCAGCUUCAAGCAUGGUCCAACUUCUCAGGGGUAGUUGCUGCCAUCCUCGCUUCGAUCCAGUACUUCCCUCAGAUCUACACUACGUUGAAGUUGCGGUGUGUGGGUAGUCUGAGCAUCCCCAUGAUGUGUAUCCAAACUCCGGGAAGUCUUGUGUGGGCAGGCAGCUUAGCUGCACGACUGGGACCAAAGGGGUGGAGCACAUGGGGCGUAUUGAUUGUGACGGCAUGCUUACAAGGCACGCUCUUGGUACUGGCCAUCUUUUUUGAAUAUUUCGGGCCCAACAAGCAGCGUAACCAUCGCCAUGGCAAAGAUCUCCCUCCGAACGGUGCCGGAGAAGGCCCAGACGAAAGAGACCAUGAGCAGCCGUCUGAGGAGACGCCACUUCUCCAAGGUCAGUGAUCUAUUUAGCGCAGAAUCGGCCGCGCUUUCGCAUCAGAGACGGGUAACUAUCGACUUGUUUUGUUUUGGAUUUCCCCUAGACUAUAUCCAGUUCAGAUACUAGACGUUUGCCGAGGCUGCUGAGCAGCUCGGACUGCAUUUUGUUGAAAUCACGGAGAGACUGUAUCAGCGAAC